Molecule: messenger RNA, 4142 nt
Organism: Danio aesculapii
Lineage: Eukaryota; Metazoa; Chordata; Actinopteri; Cypriniformes; Danionidae
Gene: prkcq
Product: protein kinase C, theta
Exons: 18
Coding region: 327-2486 (719 amino acids)
Biological process (GO): protein phosphorylation
Molecular function (GO): diacylglycerol-dependent serine/threonine kinase activity; ATP binding
Source: RefSeq, a predicted model, not a curated record
AGCGGGCGCGCUUUUAGACAUCUGCAUGAAAGCUGCGAACAUUUGAUCUGAGCUUCUUGUAGGCUUUCAUCCAAACAUCUUUCCUUCUACACCACCGGCAAUAAGAUCUGAUGGACACAGAACAAAAAAUAAACACUUGACCUGAAAAAAUAAAGACAAAACGCUAAUCCCCUUCUACUGUCACUGGAGUAAAGAAACUCAUCUAACAGACAUUACAAAUGUGAACAUUAGCAUUAAAUAGGAGAGCAUCACCAAUUCAGAAGACCUACAAAGUGGAAUUAACAAAGGGACGCUGUUUAUCAGAGGACAUUUGAGCGUUUACAGUCAUGUCUCCGUUUUUGAGGAUUGGUUUCUCCAGUUUUGAGAUGGACCCAGGACUUGCCUAUCAUGAAGAAGUGCUCAAUCCAUACUGUGCCGUCUAUAUGAAAGAGGCUGUGGAGACUGAAAAAGGUCAAGUGUACAAACAGAAGCGGCCCACCAUGUAUCCCCCGUGGAGCAGCACUUUUGACGCUCACGUCCACAAAGGACGAGUGAUGCAUGUGGUGGUCAAGGACAAGACAGCUGAGCUAAAGACGGAGGCUACAGUCCAGCUCGACACCCUCGCUUCACGCUGCAAGAAAGAGAACGGCAAACUGGAGAUAUGGGUGGAACUGAAGCCACAGGGUCGUUUACUGAUGGAAGCGCGGUAUUUUCUGGAAAGAAGUGAUGCUGCAGGUCAUGGUGAAGGAGAUGGAGAAACUGAACGGGAAAAAGAAGGGGUGUUUGCCCUUCAUCACAGACGAGGAGCUAUUAAACAGGCUAAAGUUCAUGUGGUCAAAUGCCACGAGUUUACAGCCACCUUUUUUCCUCAGCCGACCUUCUGUUCAGUCUGCAAGGAGUUUGUCUGGGGCCUGAACAAACAGGGAUACCAGUGUCGACAAUGCAAUGCCGCCAUCCACAAAAAGUGUAUUGACAAAGUCAUUGCCAAAUGCACAGGCUCAGCCGUAAACAGUAAAGAAACUAUGAUCCACAAAGAACGCUUUAAGAUUGACAUGCCUCACAGGUUUAAAGUGUACAACUACAUGAGCCCUACAUUUUGUGAGCACUGUGGUACCUUAUUGUGGGGUCUUGCUCGACAGGGCCUUAAAUGUGAAGAGUGUGGCAUGAACGUUCACCAUAAAUGCCAGAAGAAAGUAGCAAACCUUUGUGGUGUCAAUCAGAAGCUAAUGGCAGAGGCCCUGGCUAUGAUUGAGAGCACUCAACAGCAAGCUCGGAGCUCUAGGGAUACUGAGACUGCUGGUCGAGAGGGUCCAGUCAGCGCAGAUCAGCCAGGGGUCAUUAGAGAGCCUUCAGGACGCUUACCCAUUUCACCCCUGACGCCUGCACCACCUCUACCACGUAAAGAGCAUCAAGGUAUUUCAUGGGACACUCCGGCUGACGGACGCAGGCCGAGUCUUGAAGAGCCUGAGCCCCUGUACGCCAGCCCACGCAAAGAGCACCACAAAUUCACCAUAGACAGUUUCAUCCUGCAUAAGAUGCUGGGCAAAGGAAGCUUUGGAAAGGUUUUUCUGGCCGAGCUGAAAGGCUCAGGGCAGUUUUUUGCUGUGAAGGCAUUAAAGAAAGAUGUGGUUCUGAUGGACGAUGAUGUUGAAUGCACUAUGGUGGAGAGGAGAGUGUUAUCUCUAGCCUGGGAACAUCCUUUCCUCACACACCUCUACUGUACCUUCCAGACCAAGGAAAAUCUUUUCUUUGUGAUGGAGUACUUAAACGGAGGCGACUUAAUGUUCCACAUCCAGACCUGUCACAGAUUUGACCUCCCACGAUCCACGUUCUAUGCAGCAGAGAUCAUCUGUGGACUGCAGUUUCUACACUCCAAAGGCAUUGUGUACAGAGAUCUUAAGCUGGAUAACAUUUUGCUAGACACUGAUGGCCACAUCAAGAUCGCAGAUUUUGGCAUGUGCAAAGAGAACAUGAUUGGAGAAGCCAGAACAUGUACCUUCUGUGGAACACCAGACUACAUUGCCCCUGAGAUCCUGCUUGGUCAGAAAUAUGGGACAUCUGUAGACUGGUGGUCAUUUGGCGUUCUACUUUAUGAGAUGCUGAUUGGCCAGUCUCCAUUUCAUGGGCACGAUGAAGAAGAGCUGUUUCAGUCGAUUCGCACUGACGACCCUUGUUACCCACGCUGGUUAACUAGAGACGCACGAGACAUUCUUGUGAAGCUGUUUGUCCGGGAGCCGGAGCGAAGGCUGGGUGUGAAAGGGAAUAUACGGCAACAUCUCUUCUUUAGAGAAAUAGACUGGAGCGCGCUGGAGAAACGACAAGUGGAGCCACCCUUCAGGCCCACUGUGAAAUCAGCCAAUGACUGCAGUAACUUCGAUAAGGAGUUCAUAAAUGAGAAGCCUAGACUCUCCGUCACAGAUCGUAUGAUGAUCAACAGCAUGGAUCAGAGCAUGUUUGAAAACUUCUCCUUCAUAAACCCUAUCAUGACCCGUCUCAAGAGCCCCUGAUUCACUAACUAACAUUCAUAAAAGACAUUCGUGCAAACACUGUGAAUAGUCCAAAACAAAAAGCAAACACUCAUACUGCACCGUACUGAACAUUAUAUACCAGCCUAGUUACUGUAACCUCACUUCAUGCUAUAGGCAGUGAACAAAAUACCUAAAAUAAAAUGUAUACUGUUUGACUUCUUAUUUGGUGCCUCAGCCUUUUAUAUUAAAAAUAAAAAAGUAUAUAUUUGGUUAUUGUGAUUAAACAGGCCCGUAGCCAGUAUUUGUUUUAUACAUCAGAACAUUUGUCCCAUAAUGAAUGUCAUCAUAAGUUAUCAAAAUAACCCAUCAAAAAAGCUUUAAGACCAUGCAUGCAGAAUCUGAUGCAAGUCAAUUCUCACUGUAUUGUUGUUAUAGAGAAAACAUUUUAUAAGAAAGUUCUAAAUUUAUAAGAAUAGUUCUAAAUAAAUAUUAUUCUAAAUCUUAUUCUUGAAAGACAAAAUGACCAAUAAAAGGUUGUAAAGCACCAAAAGUGGCCCAUACUAAUACGUAUUAGGCUCGAAAAAGAUAGAAAAAAGCAUGAAGCUCUACAUUAUUAAGUUUGUUUAUUUUUUUAUUAUUCAAAUGGCCAAAUUCUGAGACUGAGGAAAGUUGAUAUAUAUAUAUAUAGUUUUUGCGUUCCCUUGCAAAGAUGUUUUGCGUUAUCUAGCAAAGAUGUUUUGUCCACAAACUCUUGCUGUUCAUUGCAUACAUGUCAACCCUGUAAUAUCUCAGCACUUUAUCACGUCCUCCAACCCACCAGGGGGCGCAGAUAUUGCCCUAUACUCCUCAACAUUAGAUGGCGGUAGUGACUCUUGUUCCUCUAAACUCCCCUGUAAUCAGCCUAAUCACCACCACCUGUUCUUUGCUAUAUAUAAGACUGCUUUAUAUCCUACUCUGUGUUCAGUCCUGAACUCUAUCUCUUGCUGCCUCGUCCAGAGUCCAGUUAAGUUAUUCUCAAGCUUUUUUGCUUGCUAGAUUCCUGUUUGAUUGUUCUGAGACCCUCGUGUCUGUUUUAGGAAGCUUGGCUUUCUUAUUUUUGUUGUACUUUUUUAAACCCUAGCUGUAGAGAGAUAUAAUGUCUCUCCUUUUUGUAAAGUUCUCCUCUCUAUUUUUUUUUUCGGAAUUCAUACGUUGUGGACUACCUUUGUUGCUCCUCUGCUCUUGGGCCACCAGUUGUUGACUUACCUCAUGUAGUUAGAACUACUGCUAACCACACUGUAGACCCGGGUUCGAUCCCUACUCAGAUCAUUGCAGCAGGUAACCAAGGAAACCCGCCCAGCAGAGGAGGCUGCACCAGUCUCAAAUGUGGAUCGCAUUCUUGCUGCACUUUCCGAACAAGCCACCACUAUUCAGCAGCAUGAUCAAACUUUAUCAGAAAUCCUUUGCCUCUUGAAUCCCCACUCUCAGACCACAAUGGCCCAGGUUGUUAGUCGACAGUCAGUCCCCUUGUCAACACCUGAGCCCAAGUUGCCCCCUCCCCAGCGCUUUGAUGGCAGUUUCGAGAACUGCAGGGGAUUCCUUACUCAGUGCACUCUGAUCUUUUAACUACAACCCAGUUGUUUUCCAACUGACUGCAGUAAGGUGACGUAUAUAAUCAUACUCCUCACAGGCAAGGCCCUGGAUUGGGCCUCAGCA